Exaiptasia diaphana is the source of this 2928-nucleotide messenger RNA. RefSeq lists its product as uncharacterized. The record is from RefSeq and is a predicted model, not a curated record. Gene Ontology annotation, molecular function: protein binding. NCBI's taxonomy places the organism in Eukaryota, Metazoa, Cnidaria, Anthozoa, Actiniaria, Aiptasiidae. Gene Ontology annotation, biological process: signal transduction; regulation of apoptotic process. The transcript has 6 exons. The coding region runs from base 1 to 1815 and encodes 604 amino acids.
AUGGAGAGGCAGAACAAACUAUCAGAAAAUAAUAGAGAAUUAUUAGCCAAUCUUUUGGAUGGAAUCCAUAGAAAUGAUCUCAAGAACAAGCUUAUGGGAACAGAAGGUUUGACAGCUYCACAAGAAAAAGUUACURCAACAAUAAUAAAUGAAGUGAAGCUUGCAGAGAAAAUCAGUACUGAUUGGAAGAGUGUUGGAUGUUAUCUUGGUCUGGAAAAUCAUACUAUACGAAAUAUAGAGGACACUUACAAAAGAACAAAGGACAAAAGCAGUGAGAUGCUGUCUAAAUGGAGACAAAUAAGUAGUAGCCCCACAGUARGUGUUUUGAUUGCCGCCUUAAAGAAUGCAGGACGGACAGAUCUAGCUGAGCAAGUGCAAGAAAGAGCUUCACAAGAAAAAGACAUUGCCGCAUCAAAGAAUGCAAGACAGACAGAUCAAGCUGAGCAAGUACAAGUGCCAUUGACAGAUCGAGCUUCACAAGAACGAAUUAUUACCACAAUAAUAAAUGAAAUGAAGCUUCCAGAGAAAAUCAGUAUAGAUUGGAGGUUUGUUGGACAUUACCUUGGUCUGGAAGAUCAUAUUUUACGAAACAUACAGGAGGAUUACAGAACAACAAAGGACAAAAGCAGUGAGAUGCUGUCUUCAUGGAGACAAAGCAAAACUUGCCCCAUAGUAUGGGAUUUGAUUGCCGCCUUAAAGAAUGCAGAACGGACAGAUCUAGCUGAGGAAGUACAAGUUAUGGCAGAAAGAGCUACUCAAGAUAUUGCUGCAUCAAAGAAUGCAGGAAAGGACGUAGCAGAUCUGGCGGAGCAAUUACAAGGUUAUACAAUGGCACCUGCUAUCUUACCAAGUGAAAACCUUCAAACUCAAAUUGUUAAGCAAAUUUCUCCAGAUGAGGUUGAAAACAAAAAAACAAACAAAGAGAUAAUCGGAGAGACUUGUWAUGCAGUAUGUGCUCUUUUGAACAGUCAGCAAGGUGGGAAUUUCAAACUGUCCUSCGCCGAAACGUUAACUCCAAACCUUCUAGACAAACUUGUUCGGUCAAUAGAGCAAAGUUUGAUUGAAGUUAUUGGAUUGACAAAUCUACGUCAGCUUUGCCAAAUUACAGUCCUCGAGAAGGAAAUCAYCUUCACCAUAAAAUCAAGUGAUCAACUGUUUACAGUUAAUUACAGUUUGUAUUUGCCUACUAAUUUUGUCGUGAAGAAAGUACUUCCUCUUGAGCCAUUGGUGAACAUUGCCCGUCUUUUAAAAUCCGGGUUAUUAAUCAAAUCAAAUCUACAAAACUUUGUCAAAGUGUUUCAGAAAGACAACKUGUUGUGUGAUUUGAGGGAAUCGGAUACCGUGCAAUUUAAGAAACUGAAAUCCGAUCCAAAUAAGAACAAAACACUGGCAAAUCGCAUCAUUAGCAACGGGAUCACUCGCUACAUAUCUGCGUUUGCAAACCACAAAGGUGGACAUGUGUACAUUGGUAUUGAUGAUGAAACGCACAAAGUAUGUGGGCAAAAUGUUGAUGAUAAAGAGAAACAGACAAUCGUCAAGACAGUAGACUCUGCAAUCGAGAAUAUGGUAUGGCCGGAAGAGCAUGGCAAGCCUGAACUUGGAAAGCACUGGAAUAUCUCGUUUAUUCCUGUCAGUGUAGUGGGGGAGUCUAUGGAAGAGAUUCCUGGACUGUUUGUUAUAGUGAUUUCAAUAGCACAAUGUCCCGGUGGAGUCUUUCUAGCACAACCCGAGACCUAUGUAAUAGAUGAUGAUAAAGUAGUCGAGAUGAAAUUUGAAGAAUGGAAAGAAAGACUAUUAAGCGACGCACAGAAGUGAAGUUUUGCUGGGAAAGUGGUUGGUMUGAACGUUGAAGAUCCAGAGGGCACCCAACCUAAUAUGAACUGCGUUGAAUUUACAAAUAUUCAGCAGGCUACCAACUCUUCCUGUGUGUGACUUUAGACAAUGCAUCUUUGCAACACGCAGCACUGAUGCGAAGAAACAAAUACGGUAGCUGUAUUAAUGUUUUGUUAAUAUCAAUAUUAAUAUUAGUAUUUUUGAAUUACAUUAUCAUUGUACUAUAGGCAAAGAGCACUCGCAAAUUUAUAAUAACGGUUUUAAAAAACUGGCUUUCUUGUUGAAAUUUCUCCAAUCUAGUAAGUUAGCACGUAAGUAAGUAGUAUCUGUUAAGCUUCAAAAUUAUCCAAAGACACUGAGUUUUAUGUCAUUUAGAUAUUUAUUUUCACAUGCACGACUUUAAGAUUUUUAAAAAAUUCAUUAGUAAGAAAGGAAUGAUGGCACCUUGUGAAAUUUUUUCUUUAUGUGAAGAAACAUUUUCGUUAUUUUAUUGUGCUAUCAGAAACGGUAUAUAAGUUGUCAUAGUGUAGUUUAUUCUUCUGCAUGUUUGUCACGUUUAUAGAUGUGACUGCAGCUGUAAGUUCUAUUCUUGGGAUAGAUAAUGUUAUUAGAGAUGUUGAACGUGACCAUAAGGAAACUGACGUGUACUUUUUAUUGCUCGCAAACUUGUGUAGGCAUCGUUAACAUAGACGUCAUUCAUGAUGAAGUCUGUAGCUUUGUCCCCAAACAGCUGUCGGCCUGCUUCCACUUUUUGGUGAGUCGGGGUGUUUGCUGGGCAUAAAAACGUCGAGAGAUUUUGGCGGGAAUUUGCCUYGCUUCAUYAASUUAUAUACUACCCUUCAAUCAAUAAUAUGUAAAUGAUAAAAAAAUGAGGAUUAAGGAUUAAGCAAUCAGAAAUUUUAUUAUAGUUGUUGUAGAUAUUUUUAAUUAGUUUGGAUCGAAAUAAAUUUUAGGACGAUAAAAUGAACUAGGUCAYCGUAAUUUCUUUGCAUACGGAAAAUAGUAUUCCAGGAAACACAACAAUUCCGGUCCAUCGUAAGAUACGAAGGAACGUAUCAAAAUUAUUACUAAUAAAAGACCUUAAAUUAAAGAUCA